This is a messenger RNA of Paramecium tetraurelia, 963 nucleotides long. RefSeq lists its product as uncharacterized. NCBI's taxonomy places the organism in Eukaryota, Ciliophora, Oligohymenophorea, Peniculida, Parameciidae. The record is from RefSeq and is a predicted model, not a curated record. The transcript has a single exon.
AUGGCGGCAUAUCAAAUAAUGAGUAUAUAAAAUAUUAAAGUACUAUUUGUCGCAUAACCAUGUAAAGACAUGCAGAGAUCUAAAUCACAAAACACGAGUAUCUUCCAAGAAUCGCAAAUCAACGGAAUCAUCUAAGGACCACGCUACGAUAAAAGAGGUGAUGUCAUAAAGAGAUCCAUAGUUGGAUCAGUUGAUCAAUUCUAGAGAGAGGGCAAAGUCUAAUAAGACAGCAGAGUAACUGAUGAUGAUUCUUCAAUGCUAAGAUCUUUUGUUAUUACCUCAUUCAAUAAGAAAAAGAACUUAAAGAAGAAAAGAGAGCCUGUUCAUCUGAGCAAGAUUUCCAAGGAGGAUAUUCAAUUGCAUAUCGAUAAAAUUCAAAAAAAUAUUAAACUAACUGAAAUCUCACUCAGAUCUAAGGAAGAGACAUUGCCUAUCAUAGAGAGAAAUCUAUUAACCAGAUAAAGAAGAAUCUUAGAAUCAUGUGAAGAGAAGAAAGAAAAAUGGAAUUAAUUGGAAUAGGAAUUAGCAAGUCGUUGUGAGCGUUCCUUUAGCAAUACUUUACUUAACAAGAGUCAAGGGUAUCGAGAGAAGAAGCAAUUAUUGGACACUCUAAAUGCUGUAUAGAGAGAACCCAAUGUGAAGGAAUGGUAUGGCAAUCUCAGAAAAUACGAAUAGACAAAUGAUCCAACCAUCGAGAUUAUUAAGAGUGGAAAUACCGUUAAAAUUUGCAGUGAUAAAUUCAAGAAUAUGAUCAAUCAGAGGUUGAGUAAAAAGUAUUAUGACUCUGAUUAUAUAAUUGUCAAUGGGAAUAGUAAAUUGACACUGGAAUCCAAAGAAGCCAGGGAUCUGAUGAUACUACCUCAGGAUCUAGUGUAACAGCCAACCAAAGAUUUCAAUUACUCUAAUUAUAAUAAAAGAGAUCUCAGUCGUCGAUCAUCCUAUAGAAUUGUUUAAUUAUAGUGA